GAAGAUAUAUUGAACGAUCACAACAAAUAUCGAAAAUUGCACGAUGUUCCUCCUCUGAAGCUAAAUAUAAAUAUGACUAUGCUUGCGGCUGGGUGGGCAGAGAAAUUGGCUGUGGAAGGCAUAUUCAAGCAUAGUACAGGUAGAUUAGGAGAGAAUUUAUUUUCUACAACUGGCCCGAAAUUUGAUUGCGUGGCCUCCUGGUAUAGCGUUUGGAAAAGUACCGCCAGCUUAGGCGUUGGAAAAUAUACCCAGAAGAAAAAAACAGUGGUGGUUGUUAAUUAUGCACCUGCUGGUAACGUAAUCGGAAAAUUUAAGCAAAACGUAAUGCCCCUAAAGGAGAUGAACUAUAUUUAAUAUAUUUGAAUGGAUUGAAAUUUUCAAUGCCAGACUAUCUUUUUUUAUUGAAAAUAUAAAUAAAUAUAAAAAAUUUA
Messenger RNA from Scaptodrosophila lebanonensis, 431 nucleotides. Its product is annotated as Golgi-associated plant pathogenesis-related protein 1-like. The record is from RefSeq and is a predicted model, not a curated record. The coding region runs from base 73 to 354 and encodes 93 amino acids. NCBI's taxonomy places the organism in Eukaryota, Metazoa, Arthropoda, Insecta, Diptera, Drosophilidae. The transcript is spliced from 2 exons.